AACAAAAGGAAAACAGGAAAGAUCCAAUAUGUGGGUAUAAAUACAGCGAGGCAAAGGAUCUAAGAGAAGUCCUCUUUGAGUAGGGCUUGUGGUCUUUGACACUCACUUAUACUCUCAACAAUAAAAAGGGCAGAGGCUUAAAGAGUAAAAAGGAGCAGUCUUUAGGCUCUUAAACCUCUGCCCCUUUUUCACCGAGUUCCUAUCUUUCUUUUUUUAUUUCUCUCUAUCUCUCUUCUUGCAUCCACAUCCAUUCUUAAAAAAGAGUAAUCUUUUUUAAUUGGGUGUGUAUGAUGGGCGAGAGAAUCACUCCUGGGAGUUUCUUCCAGUACCCGCCAUCUGGGGCCCACCAAGCUUCUCCUCAUAGGCCCAGCUCUCUUUCUUCAGAUCGCGAAAGGUACUUGGCUGAAUUAUUGGCAGAGAGGCAGAAGUUGGUGCCAUUUAUCCAAGUUCUACCACUUUGUAGCAGGCUUCUUAAUCAAGAAAUUAGAAGAGUGUCAGGUUUUACUCAGGGUUUUGUAGAUCAUGAAAGAUAUGAGCAUGAGAGUCCUUAUAGGUCAUUAGGUCAGCAGACAAAUGGAAGACCAAUGGAUUUGGAAGCAUGGCCUCGGAUGCCAACAGAGGAAAAUGGACAUCUUCAAAGAAUGGCCUCAUUUCAGGCAGCUUCCAUGGGGUGGCCUGGGGUCCCGGGGAUCCCGACUACGCCUGUCAUAAAGAAAGUAAUUAGGCUUGAUGUUCCUGUUGAUGAUUAUCCCAGUUAUAAUUUUGUUGGCCGAAUACUGGGACCGCGUGGAAACUCCUUGAAAAGAGUUGAAGCCAUGACAGAAUGCAGGGUGUAUAUAAGAGGCAAGGGGUCUGUAAAGGAUUCUGUAAAGGUGUUGCCACAAAUAGGUCUUCCUCAACAUUAUUUAAUGGAAGAGAAACUAAAAGAUAAACCUGGCUAUGAGCACCUCAAUGAGCCACUGCAUGUGCUAGUGGAGGCUGAAUUUCCAGAGGAUAUUGUUGAUGCCCGCGUGGAACAUGCUGUAACAAUACUACAAAGCCUCUUGAAGCCUGUGGAUGAAUCUUUGGAUCACUACAAAAAGCAGCAACUAAGGGAAUUGGCAAUGCUAAAUGGUACACUAAGAGAGGAAAGCCCUAGCAUGAGCCCAAGCAUGAGCCCUAGCAUGUCACCCUUCAACACGGCAGGAAUGAAGCGAGCCAAGACAGUAAGAUAGCCAUAUGUAACAUUGACAAAUGAUUUGUUACUUGCUGGAUGACUGCAACUGAUUGAUAGAAGUCGACGAAAUAGCUUCUCAAUGGAUUAUAAUUCUCACUUCCUUGGAAGGACCACGACCACCCUUGGAGUUGACUGUUCAGGAAUGGCUAAUGGAACUUCUCGACUUGGGGCCUUAAUUGCUUGGAAUCUCUGGUGUGUUAUAUGCUUCAAUAGAUUUGUUGAAUAUGGUUUUGCUUUACCUAUAUAUUUAUUCUUUUCAUGUAUUAUUCCUGCGAACAUAAAAUUAGUUAUUUCAUUGGUAAAAUCAGCUUAUGUUAUGUAAUUUAGUGAUCUUUUCCAGCUCCUGUAACAUUAAAUAUAUCAGAAGAUUCUUUGCAUCUGAUAAUUAUGUCGUGCAAUAAGCAUAGUGUUAUAAAUGCAAACCUCGACUCAAAAGAGUACUCUAAAAUAUAUGUUACUGUAAUAUCCUUGAGCUUUUUUUA
This is a messenger RNA of Ricinus communis (castor bean), 1698 nucleotides long. RefSeq names its product KH domain-containing protein At1g09660/At1g09670. The transcript is spliced from 9 exons. Gene Ontology annotation, cellular component: nucleus. The record is from RefSeq and is a predicted model, not a curated record. Lineage: Eukaryota; Viridiplantae; Streptophyta; Magnoliopsida; Malpighiales; Euphorbiaceae. Gene Ontology annotation, molecular function: mRNA binding. Bases 288 to 1214 code for a protein of 308 amino acids. Gene Ontology annotation, biological process: regulation of mRNA splicing, via spliceosome.